Fusarium oxysporum Fo47 is the source of this 918-nucleotide messenger RNA. RefSeq names its product pectate lyase. Lineage: Eukaryota; Fungi; Ascomycota; Sordariomycetes; Hypocreales; Nectriaceae. Gene Ontology annotation, cellular component: extracellular region. The coding region runs from base 57 to 779 and encodes 240 amino acids. Gene Ontology annotation, biological process: pectin catabolic process. Gene Ontology annotation, molecular function: pectate lyase activity. The record is from RefSeq and is a predicted model, not a curated record. The transcript has 3 exons.
AUCACAACUCAAGCCUUCACUAGAAACAUCUUCGGAAUAAUCUCAAUUCAUUCAUCAUGAAGUACACUGCCAUCCUCGCCCUUGCUGGCGUCUCCUCCGCCGCUGUCACCAAGACUCUCCCCAAGUCUGCUGGUGCUACUUCAUUCCCUACUGCUGUUCCUGUCAAGGGCAGCUACGAUGGUGGCAUGAAGCGAUUCGAGCGAAGCCCCUCUGUUUGCCAAGGCCAGAGCGAAACUGGUGAGAAGGAUGCUAUGUUCAUUCUCGAGAACGGUGCCACUCUUUCCAACGUGAUUAUCGGCGCAUCUCAGGCCGAAGGUGUCCACUGCAAGGGUACUUGCACCCUGAACAACGUCUGGUGGGCCGACGUCUGUGAGGACGCCGUCACCCUCAAGCAGACCAGUGGAACUUCUUACAUCAACGGUGGCGGUGCUUUCCAUGCUAGCGACAAGAUCGUCCAGUUCAAUGGCCGCGGCACCGUCCAGAUCAAGGAUUUCUACGCCGAAGACUACGGAAAGCUCGUCCGCAGCUGCGGAAACUGCAAGGAUAACGGCGGCCCUCGAAACGUCGUCAUCUCAGGCUCUGUUGCCGUCGACGGUGGUGUUCUCUGCGGCAUUAACACCAACUACGGAGACACCUGCAAGAUCACCAGCUCGUGCCAGAACAAGGGCAAGUACUGUGACCGCUACGAGGGUAACUCAAGCGGCGCUGAGCCUUCCAAGAUUGGAUCUGGCCCUGAUGGCAAGUACUGCACUACUUCUGGAGUUACCACAAGCUGCUAGACGAUUGAUGAAAUGUUAUGAGAGACGGAUGGAACGAUGUUGUUCACUUCUUGGUAAAAGUUUAUGUACCUAAGCUUUAUGUUUGUACAUUGUGAGUUUAGCACAUGGCUCGCCCCAAUAUCAAUUGCAGUUUACUUUA